Molecule: messenger RNA, 257 nt
Organism: Sphaeroforma arctica JP610
Lineage: Eukaryota; Ichthyosporea; Ichthyophonida
Exons: 1
Biological process (GO): protein phosphorylation; regulation of glucose metabolic process
Cellular component (GO): mitochondrion
Molecular function (GO): pyruvate dehydrogenase (acetyl-transferring) kinase activity
Source: RefSeq, a predicted model, not a curated record
AGUUCAUCAUACAAGAAUUGCUCAAGAACUCUAUCCGAGCCACCAUGGAAGCCCAUGCCGCCCGCAUUAAGGCCGAUCCAGACAACACCCAACCCGAGGGGCCUCCCCCUAUCAUUGUCACCUGCAGUCACGGUGAAGAGGACUUUAUCAUCCGCAUAAGUGAUAAGGGGGGGGGUAUAACCCCACUGGACCUACCGCAUGUGUUUGACUAUUCAUUCAGCACUGCCGUACAGUCGCAUGUGCCGCAUAUGAGGUGA